AAUAUAUCAUGUGAUAUGUAAUCAGGCUUCAAUUUUCUAAAUUAUUCAAUCUUAUUUAACUCACAGCAGAUUCAAUGUGUAUAUACAUAUAUAUGGUUUGAGUGAGACCGAAACUUUUUAUUUUCUAUCAUCUCUCCUCUCUCUCUAAGUUGAUGGGCUUGAUUGAAAACAACAAAUUACACCCAAUUAAACAUCCAUAUUAGUUUAGUCUACAUCCGUAAACAUCUCAAAUUUCAAUAAACAUUCAGUGUUGUUAAUUAAUUCCCCGGCCUGUCCUCAAAUGUUUAUGUACUCAACCUCUUCUUCUGGCUAUGCGGUUUACAUCACCCUCAUUUUUCUCCUCUUGCCCAAAGCUACUUCAGCUACUACAUUCACCGUCGUAAACCGGUGCGACUACACAGUCUGGCCCGGUAUUCUAUCCAAUGCCGGUAGCUCCGGUUUAGGCACGACCGGUUUCCAACUCACACCCCACGCCACCCAAUCCUUCCAAGCUCCACCGGGAUGGUCCGGCCGCUUCUGGGCUCGAACCGGCUGCUCGUUCGACCCAAUCAGCGGCCAAGGCAGCUGCACCACCGGCGACUGCGGCUCCAACCAAAUCGAGUGCAAUGGAGCCGGCGCCGCCCCGCCGGCCACCCUAGCCGAAUUCACCAUCGGUUCAGGAACGCAAGAUUUCUACGACGUCAGCCUGGUGGACGGCUACAACUUGCCCAUGAUUGUGGAAGCGGUGGGCGGUUCGGGUGGCUGCGGGGCGACCGGGUGCGUGAGUGAUUUGAACCGGGUGUGCCCGAACGAGUUGCGGGCAGGGGACGGGCAGGCGUGCAAGAGUGCAUGCGAGGCGUUUGGCAAUCCGGAGUAUUGUUGCAGCGGCGCGUAUGGGUCACCCGCAACCUGCCGGCCGUCGGUCUACUCGGAGAUGUUCAAGAAUGCCUGCCCGAGAUCCUAUAGCUACGCCUAUGAUGAUGCUACCAGUACUUUUACGUGCACUGCUGCAGAUUAUAAGAUUACAUUCUGCCCUUCUCGGACAAGUCAGAAAUCUUCAAUGGACUCUACAUCAUCACCGGCAACGACGACUACCGGAAUGCCAAGUUGGCUGCCUCCGCCGGCCGACGGAAGCCUUCCUUCUUGGCUGCCCAAUUUUUUGAUUGGGGGCUCAUCACCAGAUACCAUGAUGCCAUCUCAUAUUAUUAUUUGUGCUGCCACAAUUUUUCUGUCACUCUCAUUUCUUCAUUUUUAGACACUCGCCAAAUUAAUUACGACCAGAUUGAUAAGCUCAGUUUUUGCAAGACAUGUGAAUAGAAUUUCGUUAUUUGUUUAGGACCAUGUUAUUCAGCAGUUUUUUUUUUUUUUUAAUUUGUUAUAUAUUUAGUUAAUAAGAGAGAAAAAAAAUUAGCAAUUGCUUCGGGAUGAA
Molecule: messenger RNA, 1408 nt
Organism: Salvia miltiorrhiza (redroot sage)
Lineage: Eukaryota; Viridiplantae; Streptophyta; Magnoliopsida; Lamiales; Lamiaceae
Product: thaumatin-like protein 1
Exons: 3
Coding region: 281-1234 (317 amino acids)
Biological process (GO): defense response
Cellular component (GO): extracellular region
Source: RefSeq, a predicted model, not a curated record